UCUGAAAACACCCUGUCUAUUGUUUACUGCAAGUUUUUGUAAAACAUUUGUAUAACUGAAAAUACUUUUGAAUGUAUACCUUAUUCUUAAAUGCAAGAAUUUUUAAAAUAAAUUCGAAACGACCUUGCCGUUGAAGAAUUCUUAAAGAAUUUGUAAUAAAAAAUUACGUAACGGGACAGGUACAAAUGUUCGCAGAUAUUUGUACAAGUGGUAAACGCAAUUUCAUAAGAAUUUUUGGAUAUGUGAUGAGUAAUGUUUUAAAUCUAAGGAAUUGCAACUGUGGGGUUGCUUUCCGGGUCAUUUUCUUUGCGAGGUUUUGGUGAAGUCUACCUUGUGAUGAAUGUUUAAUAUUUUUAAUGAAGAAAUUAUUUGAGAGAAGAGGGAAUGUUAGAUGUUUAAUUUUCAGUGUUUCGGGUUGGGACAGUCUAACCCCUCUGUAAACAGGAGAGUUCAUUACCGAUAACUUCUGGGCCAGCCGAUGCAACAAUUUUAUUGAACUAUAUUAAAUGACAUUUACGCCCAUUAGGUGAAACCUGAAAGAAAUAAAGUAAUAUCUAGGUACCUAUUACGUCUGAGAACAAUACAAUAUGUUUCAACUAGAAAAAAAAAUCGAUAAUCGAAAUGUAUUAACGCCUCCAUUCCACUCCAAAAAGCGCCCGAGUCAAAACGAUAGAGAUAUUGACGUUAAUCGUAAAAAUUCAAACUGGUCGACAUAGCUCAAAAACUAAAGAAAAUAGCGCUUCCUAGUUUUCACUUUUCUUACGUAGCCCGCAUAAAGAUUCACGAGCUGGAACCAUUCGAACGUUCAGUAUCAAUUCCAAGUAAAAAUUAAUCAACUAACACUAGCCCUUUAAAAUAGCUACAACUUUCUAUAAAAAGCACGAACAGAGGGUAGCGGAGUGUGGAGUGUUUCAUGAACGACUAUCUGAAGAUAUGUUGCAUACUAUACUUCUUGAUUCUUUUGGAUACAAUUUUUAAAAACAGCUUGAAUACAAUCACGUGACGUGAACAUCAGAACUGACAAAGCCGUUGAUCGCUUCCAACCUGUGUCUAAAAUACUAGAAACGUUGACAGUGUGUUUAAGUGAAUCAGCUUGUCUCUAAGUAACCAAAACGAGACUCACCAUAUAGUAUCGUGGCCUUUUAUGAUUUAAUCUCAUUCAAUAUUAAAACAGUGAAAACUUUACGAUUUGACUUGUGAUCGGACUGCCGCAUUAAUUAUGCAGACACAAUAGACUGGCGUAAUGAGCUUUGUAUGGGGUCGUAAAACGGUCUCCAAAAUGCUGCGUUUUCAGGCAGUCGGGGUGCGCCGCUCUUAAACAAACGCCCGAUAGCUCAAAAUACAAUCCGACUGAAUAUUCCGCAAUGAAUCCGAUCGGGUGCAAAUUGACGUCGCUCCUCGCCCCAUUUGCUUUCGCUAUUGCAGUUUUGGCGGAAGAGAGUUUUAGUCACCAAAGGUUCGAACUGAUCGACGCCAAAAACUUCGAACUACUAAUUCAGGACAUAAUGUUGAAAACAUUGGUUCCAUACCAGUGUGUAACGAUCAUUACUGAUAAAAUAUACGACGACGUUUUUCAACCAACUUGGUAUGAAAGAUUCCACGGACUCAUAUCAUUUUUUAAGAUACAAUUUUACGAUGAAGACAACGAAUUCCUCUUCCAAAAUGGGACCGAGCAAUCGCUGACCAUGGCGAAAAACGACGGUUGCCAGAUGUACGUCAUUUUGGUGGCAGACGGGGAACAAGUAGCUGAACUGUUGAAAUUUGGAGAUAGAGGGCGGUUAUUCGACACCAAAUCCAAGUACGUCUUAUUGUACAAUACCCAGCUCUUCGAGAAACAUUUGUUUUACAUAUGGGGCAGACUAAUAAAUGUCGUGUUUAUUCGAAGAAACAAACCCAAGAAACCUGGGAAUGGCUCUAAAAAAAGCCCGUGGUACGAACUUUCGACCGUGCCCUUUCCGUUUUAUUUCAAGGACGUCCUCGUACCUAUCCGUCUGGAUAUAUGGGCCCAGUCAAAAUUUAGAAAAGCCGCCGAACUGUUUAAAGACAAAACAUUCGAUUUAAAGAAUCAAACGUUAAAAGUGACAGCUUUGGCCCACAUACCGGGCACUCUCAAAAUUUCAGGAGACGACAUCGGAAUGAAAGCAGCCAACCGGGCGACGUUUCGAACGAGUUCGCCUUCUGACACUAAUGCAUCGUUUCGAGGAACGGAAAUAGAAAUCGUUGAGGCAAUCUCGAACGCGAUGAACUUUCGAUGCGCCUUAUACGAACCUUCGGAAAUGGCCACGGAUGGGGACGUCGGGGGAAAUUUCACAGGAUUGCUGGGUGAGAUGACGUCUGCAGUCGCGGAUAUCGCGCUGGGCGACCUUUACUACAUCCCCUACGUGCUCGACUACAUGGAUUUAAGCGUCCCGUACUAUACCCAGUGUCUUACCUUCCUGACGCCUGAGUCGUCAACGGACAUUUCAUGGAAGACACUCGUCUUGCCAUUUUCCGGCGUUAUGUGGGCUACAGUCCUGGUCUGUCUUCUGCUGAUUAGCUACGUGUUCCACGCAUUGGCCGGAUUCCACGUGCAUAUAAACAAAGUUAAAGAGAAGUGCCGGAAAAACGGCAAAGUGCCAAACAACGUGAGAAAAACACCCAUAAAUUUUGCGCUGGAACCCCAGAUAUUUAAAUUCGGCAUCGAUACCAAGUACACCCUUAUGAUGGAACAAUACCAACCUGUCAAAGAGGAAAACGAGCCGGAAGGCUUGUAUCAAUUUUCGGAGCCGGUGAACAGCGUUCUGUACACCUACAGCAUGCUGCUACUUGUGUCCCUGCCGAAAUUGCCUACUGGCUGGUCGUUGCGAAUGCUAACCGGUUGGUACUGGCUUUACUGCUUGCUCCUGGUGGUAGCCUAUCGCGCCAGUAUGACUGCAAUCCUGUCUAGGCCGGCUCCACGUGUUACGAUAGACACCCUUGAUCAAUUGACCACUAAUAAGCUGAGGUACGGGUGCUGGAGUGAAAUAAACCGAAUUUUCUUUAAGUCGUCUUCUGAUUCUGUACUGCGAGUUAUAGGUGAACAGUUCGAGCUGGUGGCGAGUUCAGAUGAAGCAGUAGACAAAGUGUCACAUGGAAACUUUGCCUUCUACGAAAAUAUUUACUUUCUCAAGGAGGCUCUGGCCAAAAGACAACAAAGGUACCAAGAAGCAGUUCUCGGAAAUAAAACCAACCAAAGUAGAAACGCCAUCGAUGAUGUCAUAAAAUCUGUUAGAAACUUACAUAUAAUGAGAAAUUGUGUAUUCAAUCUGCCCGUAUCGAUAGGUCUGCAAAAAAACUCGCCGAUUAAAUUCCGUGUGGACAAACUCGUUAGGCGGGUCGUUGAGGCGGGGUUGAUUGAAAAGUGGGUGAUCGACGUUAUGCAAGAGGUGAUGAAUGGGAACGUACAAGACGACGAUAUGAAAAACGCCAAAGCGCUGAUGAAUUUGAAAAAGUUUUCAGGGGCACUGGUCGUCCUUGGAGUAGGGUGCAUUUUUAGUUCUUUCACUUUGCUUGCGGAAUUGAUCUACCACCGUUAUGUCAUAGAGAGAAAUCCCCAUUACAAUAAGUAUUCCAAAACAAUUGUCGCAGUUAAAAAGGCACACUAAUUAUACGCACGGAAUAUAACGCAUAACUUGUUAAAUAAAGAUAUAUAUUUCAUUGCGCUUCGUUAUUAUUAUAAUAAUAAUUAUUAUUAUUAUUAUCAUUAUUAUUAAUAUUAUUAUUUGUUUCGUUAUUAAAAUAGAAGCCAUUUAACUCCUCACACUAUGUAUAUAUGGCGAGCUUUAACAGCUUUUAGAGCCGUAUUCCGCAUCCUAAUGGGGGCUAAACACAUGCAGGCAAGUCCGCGCGCAAGUGUGUCCAGGUAAGUCUGCGAGCACACACUAUUCAGGUAAUCCUCGAGGUUCACCAGUUGGUGGAGCCUGCUAUUUUUCAUUUUAUGGAUAGCUCUUGUCCACUUACAAAACAGGUAAAGACAUAGGCCAACAGCAAGAGAUUUUCAUUUACUGAGCUGGUGUCAGGGUAUCAAUCGAUUAGUCUAUCCCCGUUGUCAUUAGCUUCUUCUUCUCCAUAGGGCCCUUCUAUUGAAUCAUUCAAUUUUCGUCCUGUACAUGCAUUGAUAUCUCCUAAUUUCCUUGCGUGCAUUUAUUUAUUCGAGAAUUUGGCUCAAACUGCGCUCGUAGACCUCUUUUAUUGCAUUGGUUUCGUCAUCUGUCAGAGCAUAUUAUCUAUAAUUCGACAUACAUGAUCCUUUUGUUGACUGACUCCCACCAUUUAUAUAUAAAAUAUUCUUUUUUGGUUAUUUAUUUAUUGGUCAAGAAACACCAGCUUUAAUCCUUUUGUUUUUCUCUAUAUCGCUGUAUAAAUGAAUAUAAUUAUCAAGUAUCUCCUUGCCUAUGGUCCUUAUGAAUGCAAAGAUGUCCUUUUGGAGUUAGUUUACACUACCUAGUACUUCCUUUUUAUUUUGUUUGCUUUUCAGUAAUGUCCUUGAUCCCUCCUGAUUCCGAAGCAUUCUCCUAGGAUUUUUUGCAGUUAGAUUUAUUUACAGAAGACGGGUAGCAAACCCACAGCUCUAAUCCU
Messenger RNA from Cylas formicarius (sweet potato weevil), 4596 nucleotides. RefSeq lists its product as uncharacterized. NCBI's taxonomy places the organism in Eukaryota, Metazoa, Arthropoda, Insecta, Coleoptera, Brentidae. The record is from RefSeq and is a predicted model, not a curated record. The transcript has 10 exons. The coding region runs from base 1365 to 3623 and encodes 752 amino acids. Gene Ontology annotation, molecular function: ligand-gated monoatomic ion channel activity. Gene Ontology annotation, cellular component: membrane.